GGGGACCGGGACACGAAAGGCGACACGUCCGCCAUUGGGGGCGCGGGAGUUCAAGCUGAGGGAACGGAUCGGUCCAGUCACAAAACUCUCCGGGCUGGGGAAGUGGCGAAGGUGCAACGUUCCGGAUCCCGGCAGCUGCCGCCUCCUGUGUCUCCACGUCCCUUCCCCUCCUCCUUCCAGCUCCUCUCCGGCAGGGUCACUGAUGGUGAGCUGAAGGAGCGCAGUCCCAGUUCCUCCCGUCCUGCCCUCCCCCAGGCCGGUGUAACUCACUGUCAGGAACUGCCCUGGCACCCACACCACUCCCUGCUCAGAGCCUCAGCUCUGCCUGAUCUAAUGCACUGGCAGGUUCCCCUCCGAACCACGCUGAACAGCAACAGGACAAACUAAUGUUUGAUUGGCACUUCGAUUCUGAUGGUUUGUCAACAUUGAAAACCUGCAGAGUGAUUCUUGUUACCAAUGUUAAUUCCACGUCACAACCCAUCGCCUGGAGCCCUCGGUGCAAGGAGACGGUAUUGAGUCGGGGAUGAUCUACUGGAAGGACCUCACGUUCAAUAUUGGCUUUGCCAGUGGGAAGCAGUAAAGGACGUCAGUUGCAGGAAGGCAUACUGAGGCUUUCAGUCAGUGAAGGGAUGGAGAAGCAUUUCAAUCCCAGUGGGGGUUCGAGCUGGAGAGCCUCUAAGCGGAGAGCAGAUGAUGUUCCAGAGAGUCUACUGAAAGUGAGGCGUGUGGCCCCGGGCAGACCCAGCCCUUCAGACAAGAACACUGGGGACAAAUGUGCACGUGGCCUGCCCGUGCUCCCAGGCCAUUAUGACCUGAGGUUUCCUGACUACAGGCAGCCUGUUGAGAUAGGCUGUUUUUCACUGGACUCCCACCGGCAGCUCUUUAACGACGACAGGCAGCUGAAGUACUGUAGGAUGCCCUCCAACAAGAAGCCGCACUUUGACCUGCGAGACGGAUUCAAAGACCGGUAUAUAAAAAGGAACGACGACAUUAAGGAGAAGCUGGACCACAUCCUGAGGUGGAUUUUACUAAACAAACACAAGUUCCCAACACUGGCUGCAGAGGACGGGUCCCCAGCUGUGACAAAUCAGCUGCACACGGACUUCAUCACAUGGAGAGGGCACCUGACAAAAAUCCUCACCACCCCUUAUGAGAAUAGAGAGGGCUGGUUGAUGGCCGUGAGCCUGUUUAAUGGAACCUAUUACAUGAGUGAGGUGGAGACUGAGGAAGCCAGACGCCAGAGACAGCAGCGGACCGAACAGCAAGAAGAACUGAUGUAUGGAGGAUACAAGUUUGAGCAGUAUUUGUGCGCAGAUAAACCAGAUGGGAGCCCAGACCCAGCCGGGGUGGUAAACACCAAUGAAGCGUUCUGUUGUGUGGUCCGAACACGACUGAACGAUCACUCCCUUGUGUUCUCCGGUGAGGUGGAUUGCAAAGACGGCUCAGACCCAAGGUUAAAGGCCCCACAGUGUUACCUGGAGCUAAAGACCAGCAGAGAGAUCUACAGUGCAAACCAGGAGAGAAACUUCCUUAGAUUUAAACUACUGAAAUGGUGGGCGCAGUCCUUCUUGCCAGGAGUACCUCAGAUAAUCGCAGGUUUUCGGAAUGACAAUGGCACAGUGGUCUCACUUCAGACUUUUGAAACAAUGAAGAUUCAUCAGCUGGUCAAGAACGAGUGGAACUGCUGGAAACCAGCCGUCUGCCUGAACUUCUGCAAUGCGUUCCUGUCCUUUGUGAAGCACGUGGUGACCCAGGACAAUCACCGGAUGGUGACCCUUUUCUCCUGGGAACCUGGUAAAGAUAUUUCGUAUUCAGUACAUUUAGAUGGUGCGUACACCUUCGUCCCUGACUGGUACGUGCGAAGUAUAAUUGGACACACAGAUGCCUCGUGUGCUGUAGGUGAGGAAAAACCCCAACAUCUGACUCACCAUUGAAAGGAACAAUGUGCUGGAUCUGCCACCAAUAUGUAUUUUACACUUCUAUACUUUAAUGUACCCAAUCUGUCAAACAACCUUUGUAACAAUUUACGUACAGCUCCUCCAGCCGUGGAAACCAUGUUUGAGUGUUGUGCGUAGUUUGAAGAUGGCACCGUGCCUUCACAGGACCACUCAGACUUCUCCAAGCUGACAGCCAGCUCAUCCUCCCCUCUCCCUCUACAAACAAUGCUCCAUUUGGUACCUUCAGGACCUCUCCAUAUGGGUACCAUCCAGUGACCUGUACCGAAAGGGCCACUUCAGAGCAGAGCACAUGUAACAUGCGGCACGGAUCGAGAGACAUUCGGACUUCAGGAACUCCUCGAAGAAGGCUACAACAGGUUAAUCCUGCACCCACACACGGUCUGAUACGCCUUGCCUGUGCUUGGAUGUGUUCGGUCCAUGUCACCUUUGCAAAGGCUUUGUGCCUCCUGUAAAUAAAAUGGGAUUGCUGUGGAAUUUCUGUAAAUGGGUGCUUGAUGGCCAGCACAGACCAGGUGGGCCAAAGGGCCUGUCUCCGUGCUGUGUGACUCUGUUUCUGUUUCUCAGUUCUGUGACCUCUUUCCAAACAGAACCAGUAUACAUGUUAUGAACUUGUGCUGUCCAGGGGGGUAGACUUCUACCCACUAAUCCUAUCCCUUGAAGUAAAGAAAAUAUCUCCUGCCUUUAACACUACUUUAUCAGUACAGCAGAGGCUGACGUGUCUCAGCGCAAUUCGCUUAAUUCUCACCCAUCUUAGAAAAUCCCGUGGUUUUACAAGUAACUGGGUCAGAGACAAAAGAACGGGAGCAAGAAAUGACUGAGGUGGUGUGACUUCAAUACA
Molecule: messenger RNA, 2796 nt
Organism: Pristis pectinata (smalltooth sawfish)
Lineage: Eukaryota; Metazoa; Chordata; Chondrichthyes; Rhinopristiformes; Pristidae
Gene: dxo
Product: decapping exoribonuclease
Exons: 8
Coding region: 630-1934 (434 amino acids)
Biological process (GO): NAD-cap decapping; nuclear-transcribed mRNA catabolic process
Cellular component (GO): nucleus; cytosol
Molecular function (GO): mRNA 5'-diphosphatase activity
Source: RefSeq, a predicted model, not a curated record